GAAGGCCACGUGGAGAUCACGCGGCUGCUUCUGGACGCCGGUACUGACAAGGACCUGCAGGGUCGCUCGGACCACACAGCCCUCAUGUGUGCAGCUGAGAAGGGCCAUGUGGAGAUCGCACAGCUGCUUUUGCAGGCUGGUGCUGACCACAGCAUUGAGAGCUGCGCUGGCUUUACACCCCUCAUGUUGGCGGCUGCCAACGGCCGCGUGGAGGUCGCACGGUUGCUUUUGGACACUGGCGCUGACAAGGACCUGAAAAGUCGCGGGGGCGAGGUUGCACAGUUGCUUUUGGCCAUUGGUGCUGACAAAGAUCUGGAGCUGGAGGGUUUUUUUGGCUACACAGCCCUCAUGGUUGCAGCUAAGAAUGGCCACGUGGAUAUCACACGGCUGCUUUUGGACGCUGGUGCUAAAAAAGACCUGCAGCGUAAUGACGGGUACACAGCCCUCAUGCUCGCAGCUAGGAAUGGUUGGGUGGAGAUCGCACGGUCGCUUCUGGAAGCCGGUGCUGACAAGGACUUGGAGAGUCGCUCUGGCAACACGGCCCUCAUGUUUGCAGAAGAGCGGGGCCACGGUGAUGUCGCAAAGUUGCUGAGGGCAAAGGCUCGAAAGAUCACUGGGCAAAGGGCGGUUCGGAGGACUUGA
Molecule: messenger RNA, 642 nt
Organism: Symbiodinium pilosum
Lineage: Eukaryota; Dinophyceae; Suessiales; Symbiodiniaceae
Source: the annotation of a GenBank genome assembly